GUUUGCUUCUUUGCCGACACAACAACGAUAUUACCUCAAUUUUCUCUUGGCACGGUGCUGUAGGAUAAAGUUACAAAGUAACAGCAUUUGAUAUGGAAUGCACCUUCCUAACAUGCCAAAUUCCAAGGCUCCUUCUUUUCGUGACCCAGUUACGUAAACCACCCCAAACUUUUCGAAGUACACUUCACAUUGCUUGUUCCCAACAGAACACAGGUUUUAUCCUUUAAACUUCAUCUUUUUGUUUCUCUUCCAUUCUCCACUUUCCGUUCCUUCGUGGCCAAGAUUGCGUAAUUUUGUGGCAAAAGGCCAAAAGGGGUUCCGAGUUUUUGUGUGGUUGUGAUGGUUUUGUUUGUUGACUAGUGACACUCAGUUCCCUUUCAAGCACAGUGGUUAGGGAAGUUGCUUUUUAAGACUAGGUAAGGUUACCGAUUUGUCUGCUAGUGUUGGACUUUGCUUCAGGGAUUGGGAAGAGUACUUAGUCCACCUUAUUGACCCUUGAUGCCUUUUAUUAUUGCUAUCAUUUUGGAAUUUGGAUCAAUCACUUAUACCAUUUAGAUAGAAGAAGAUGAGGGGUGGGAGAAAGAGGAGUAUGAUAAAGCUUAAGUUUAGCAAGAUCUACUCAUUUGCUUGUGGUAAAACAACCUUGAAGAGAGAACAUUCGCGGAUUGGGGGCCAUGGUCAUUCCAGGGUGGUUUUCUGCAAUGAACCUGAUAGGUUCGAGGGAGGGGUUUUCAAUUAUGCUGAUAAUUCUGUUAGGUCCACAAAAUACACGGUUGCCACUUUCUUGCCAAAGUCACUUUUUGAGCAGUUUAGGAGGGUGGCUAAUUUCUAUUUCUUGGUGGCUGGGAUCUUGGCCUUCACAAAGCUUACUCCUUAUACUGCUGUCAGUGCUAUCCUUCCACUCUCUAUCAUCGUUGGGGCAACUAUGGUGAAAGAGGGUAUUGAAGACUGGCGCAGGAAAAAGCAGGAUAUUGAGGUGAACAAUAGAAGAGUUAUAUUGCAUAAAGGUGAUGGCAAUUUUGAAUAUACUGAAUGGAAGAAUCUGAGAGUAGGGAAUAUAGUGAAGAUAAUGAAGGAUGAAUUCUUCCCUGCUGACCUCCUACUGCUUUCCUCCAGUUAUGAAGAUGCAGUAUGCUAUGUUGAGACCAUGAACUUGGAUGGUGAAACAAAUUUGAAGUUAAAACAAGGGUUGGAUGUAACUUCUUCCUUACAGGAGGACUUCAAAAUACGUGAUUUUAGAGCUGUCAUCAAAUGUGAAGACCCAAAUGCAAAUCUGUAUUCAUUUGUCGGGAGCAUGGAGUUUGAAGAGCAAAAGUACCCUCUUUCUGCUCAGCAACUUCUUUUGAGAGACUCCAAACUUCGCAACACAGACUAUGUGUUUGGAGUCGUCGUCUUUACUGGUCAUGACACAAAGGUUAUUCAAAACUCCACUGAUCCUCCUUCAAAAAGAAGCAAAAUUGAGAAGAAGAUGGAUAAGAUUAUCUACUUCUUGUUUUGUGUUUUAUUUCUAAUUGCAUUUGUUGGAUCUAUUAUCUUUGGCAUCAUAACCAAAGGAGACCUGAACAAUGGGUUGAUGAAAAGAUGGUAUCUAAGACCAGAUCGUUCCACAAUUUUCUUUGAUCCAGAGAGAGCAGCUGCAGCUGCCAUAUUUCAUUCUUUAACAGCCUUAAUGUUAUAUAACUUCUUUAUUCCUAUCUCUCUUUAUUUCUCAAUAGAGAUUGUCAAAGUCCUUCAAAGCAUCUUCAUCAAUCAAGAUAUCCACAUGUACUAUGAAGAAGCAGACAAACCAGCUCGUGCCCGAACUUCAAACUUGAAUGAGGAACUAGGCCAAGUUGACACAAUACUUUCUGAUAAAACUGGAACUCUGACCUGCAACUCAAUGGCGUUCAUCAAAUGUUCUAUUGCUGGGGUACCUUAUGGUCAUGGUGUUACAGAGGUUGAGCAAGCCAUGGGAAGAAGUAAUGGUUCACCUAUUCUUCAUGAGCACAUUAAUGGUCUAAAAUCAAAAUCUAAUGAAAUUGGGGACUCUCCUGAUAGAAAAGAGCCUAUCAAAGGUUUUAACUUUACAGAUGAAAGGAUAAUGAAUGGAAACUGGGUUAAUGAGCCUUAUGCAGAUAUUAUACAAUUUUUUUUUCGCUUAUUGGCAAUUUGUCAUACUGCCAUACCAGAAGUGGAUGAAGAAACAGGAAAUGUCUCAUAUGAGGCUGAAUCUCCAGAUGAAGCAGCAUUUGUGAUUGCUGCAAGAGAAGUUGGUUUUAAAUUCUACAAAAGGACCCAGAAUUGUUUGUCAACGUAUGAGUUGGAUCCUGUUUCUGGCCAUCAAGUUGAAAGUCGGGGGAAAAUGCAUUCGGGAGAAGCUGGAGUUGGUACAUCUUGGAAAACACCAAAGCCAAGUGCAUUUGGAAAUCUGGGGGCCGUGUGUCCGGUAAAAGCUAAGGGCCAUGCAUCUGAUAAAAGUGGCAAAGGUCUCGAAGGAAAAGGCAAAUGGACAUACAAGCUUCUCAAUGUUUUAGAGUUUAGUAGUUCAAGGAAGCGAAUGUCAGUGAUAGCGAAAGAUGAAGAAGGGAGAAUUUUACUACUCUCUAAAGGUGCUGACAGUGUAAUGUUUGAAAGGCUUGCCAACAAUGGGAGGAAGUUUGAAGAGAAAACAAUGGAACAUGUGCAUGAAUACGCUGAUGCAGGUCUAAGGACCCUAAUACUUGCUUAUCGCGAACUUGAUGAAGAAGAAUACAAGGUGUUUGAUGGUAAAUUGUCUGAAGUAAAAAAUUCAGUUUCGGAAGACCGCGAAACACUGAUCGAAGAAUUAUUGGAUACAGUUGAGAGGAAUCUAAUCCUUCUUGGUGCCACUGCUGUAGAGGACAAGCUCCAAAAUGGGGUUCCUGAUUGUAUCGACAAGCUUGCCCAAGCUAAGAUUAAGAUUUGGGUUUUGACUGGAGAUAAAAUGGAGACUGCCAUCAAUAUUGGUUUCUCUUGUCGCUUGCUUAGACAAGGAAUGAAACAAAUUAUAAUUCAUUUGGAGAUUCCAGAAAUUCAAGCAUUAGAAAAGGUUGGAGACAAGAUGGCUAUUGCGAAGGUAUCAAGGGAAAGUGUGCAUCAUCAGCUAUAUGAAGGUGCUCAACUGCUUUUUGCAUCCAAAGGGACCUGCCAGCAGACAUUUGCACUGAUCAUUGAUGGAAAAUCACUUACUUAUGCUUUAGAGGAUAAUAUGAAAAACAUGUUUCUAGAGCUUGCAAGUCAUUGUGCAUCUGUUAUUUGCUGCCGCUCGUCGCCAAAGCAGAAGGCUCUGGUUACUAGACUGGUCAAAUCUGGAACUGGUAAAACAACAUUGGCUAUUGGUGAUGGAGCUAAUGAUGUCGGAAUGCUUCAAGAAGCAGACGUAGGGAUUGGAAUCAGUGGUGUCGAAGGAAUGCAGGCCGUCAUGUCUAGUGAUAUUGCAAUUGCACAGUUCCAGUAUUUGGAAAGAUUACUUCUUGUACAUGGACAUUGGUGUUACCGGAGGAUGUCAUCAAUGAUAUGCUAUUUUUUCUUUAAGAAUAUCACAUUUGGAUUCACCCUAUUCUUGUAUGAGGUGUAUGCAUCAUUCUCUGGAGAGCCUGCAUACAAUGACUGGUUUUUGUCUCUCUAUAGUGUCUUCUUUUCGUCACUUCCUGUAAUUGCCCUUGGGGUCCUUGACCAGGAUGUAUCUGCCAGGUACUGCCUGAAGUUUCCCAUCUUAUACCAAGAAGGGGUGCAAAAUGUUCUCUUCAGCUGGCGUAUAGUACUUAGUUGGAUGCUUAAUGGAUUUAUUAAUGCUACAAUGAUAUUCUUCUUCUGCACCAAAGCAAUUGAGCCUCAGGCCUUUGAUGAGGAGGGAAGAACAGCCGGAAGAGACAUGCUGGGUGUGACAAUGUAUACUUGUGUGGUUUGGGUUGUGAACUUGCAGAUGGCACUUGCUAUACGUUACUUCACCUUGAUACAACAUGUUUUUAUCUGGGGUUCCAUCGCUUUCUGGUAUCUUUUCCUCCUGGCAUAUGGAGCAAUGCCUCCAAAAUUUUCUACAAAUGUUUAUCAAGUCUUCAUUGAAACUCUCGCAGCAUCUCCUUCCUUUUGGGCUGUGACAUUCUUUGUGGCGAUCUCAACACUUAUACCAUACCUUACCUUCUCAGUAAUUCAGAUGUGGUUCUUCCCCAUGUAUCACCAAAUGGUACAAUGGAUAAGGUACGAGAGGAAGACAAAUGGCACUGAAUAAAAAUACUGUGAUGAGUGAGCAAAUAUCAUUAUGACCAACCACAAUAAGUUCAACAGCACAUUUUGCAGCUGAGGCUAACAAUAGUAUAGACAGAAUUACUAACCAUAGAUAUGUAUAUUGACAUCCAAAGGGUGUGUUAAGAGUUAUAACUGUUUGAGUGAAAUGUUAUUAUUACUGUAUAUGUGGCAUUGAUGGAUGUUGGAGUAGUUGAGAAUUGUAUCCUAUCUAGUGUAAUAUACUGAGAUUUUGGUUGAGAUAUGUGAUUUGUUGUAUACCAUCCUUGUGUUAUUAAUUUA
Molecule: messenger RNA, 4524 nt
Organism: Vigna unguiculata (cowpea)
Lineage: Eukaryota; Viridiplantae; Streptophyta; Magnoliopsida; Fabales; Fabaceae
Product: putative phospholipid-transporting ATPase 9
Biological process (GO): phospholipid translocation
Cellular component (GO): plasma membrane
Molecular function (GO): ATP hydrolysis activity; ATPase-coupled intramembrane lipid carrier activity; ATP binding
Source: RefSeq, a predicted model, not a curated record